AUUGUGACUUCAGCCCAGGCGGACGUGAGUGCUUAAGGCCAGCAUAAAAGCCAAGAUCGUGCGAAUCGAAAUCCGAGAGGAUAGGAAGACGGUGAAAUUCCAGCGAAUUUGAAUUUGUGCGGGAUCAUUAACAUGCACGGCUAGUGGCCAUUUAAAGUGAUCAAAUUGUGCAUGCCGAGUGCCGUGUGCGCUGUGCCACAGCCCCAAUCAGCCAGUCAGGCCGCGCAUGCGCAAGGAAUAUCUCAAAUCGAAACUCCCGCGCACGUGUUGCCCAGCCUGUCCCUCCUAUUUAAUUGCCAAGGGCGUUUAGGCAUAAUCCCCCCAUCACCAUGACCGCCUCACCGGGUCUCCUGCACAUGGAACACCCACUCAGGGCUUUCUACCAGUUCUUCCUCGACCUGAUCGUGUUUACCAUCAAAUCCAUCUUCUACAUACUCGAAUCGAUUUACUACAGCCUGCUGCCCCAGCGCUUUAGAAAGUUAAAGGACAUCUCAGGCCAGGUGGUGCUCAUCACAGGAGGUGGCGGCGGAGUUGGUCGCCUGAUUGCGUUAAACUUCGCGCGACUUCAGGCCCGCAUAGUCAUCUGGGAUAUCAACCAAGAAGCCAUCAAGACAGCUGUGGAUCUGUUGGCCAAACAUGGUUAUGACAACUGCAAGGGCUAUGUGGUUGAUAUCUCGGAUCGGGAGCAAAUCUACCAACGGGCCAGCCAGGUCACGGACCAAGUGGGUCCCGUGGAUAUACUGAUCAACAAUGCCGGAAUCGUGUGCUGCAAGCCCUUCUGGGAGCUGCACGAUCGGGUCAUCCAAAACACGUACAACAUCAACAUCAUUUCGCACUACUGGACCGUGAAAGCGUUCCUGCCGCACAUGAUGCGCAACAAUCGCGGUCACAUUGUGACCGUGGGCUCGGUGACGGGAAUGCUGGGCACCUACGGUUGCAGUGAUUACGCGGCCACCAAAUACGCCUGCAUCGGCUUCCACGAAAGCCUGCUCACGGAUCUGAAAGCCCAUGGCUAUGAUCAAAUCCAGAUGAGUUUAAUCUGCCCGUACUACAUCAAUACGGGCAUGUUCUCAGGGGUUCGUCCGCGGAUGAUGCCCAUGCUGGAGCCGCAAUAUGUGGCGGAUCGCAUCGAGAACGCCGUCCGCUGUAACGAGGUGUGGUGCGUCCUGCCCAACUCCAUUCGCCUGCUUACUCCUCUUAAAUGUCUUUUGCCCGCCAAAAUGUGCUGGGAGCUGAUGUCGCGCGUCAUUCGUGGUCCGGAGUCUAUGAUGUUAUUCCAGGGUCGAGGACGCGUUGCCGCUGGUUAGACUCCGAAAGGGAAUCAUCACAUCGUUCACAUCCUUUUAGCUUAAGUUGUUUUCAAGAGGCGUUUAUCUAUAAUUUUACAAUAAACUAAAUUAAUCAAUUGAA
Drosophila biarmipes is the source of this 1410-nucleotide messenger RNA. Its product is annotated as short-chain dehydrogenase/reductase family 16C member 6. NCBI's taxonomy places the organism in Eukaryota, Metazoa, Arthropoda, Insecta, Diptera, Drosophilidae. Gene Ontology annotation, molecular function: oxidoreductase activity, acting on the CH-OH group of donors, NAD or NADP as acceptor. The record is from RefSeq and is a predicted model, not a curated record. Bases 330 to 1307 code for a protein of 325 amino acids. The transcript has 4 exons. Gene Ontology annotation, cellular component: lipid droplet.